AUUACGGCUUUACAAAGUGCUUUCACCCACAGUAAUCACCACUCUGUUUACAAAAUUUUCACCGGCCCCCGAGGGAGGUGUCAUUAUCUCCAUUUUACACGGGGGAAAUUAAGGCCCUGAGGGGCUGAAGGAUUCGUCCGCAGAAGCGGGCCUCCAGGUUCCAAAUGGGGAUCCCAGAAAAAGCCUUCAUCGCUUCCGCGCACGCUCCAGGCGCGAGGAAGUAAAGGCGACAGGAGAGGAAGGAGGGACCGGGAAGGAAGGCGGUAGGACCCGCAGGUCGGCGGCGAGGGUGGCACCCGGCCUGGACUGGCCCCGCCUCCGGGCCAACCCGCGAUUCAUUCCGAGAGCUGAUUGGACUAGCCCAGAGCAUGUUCCAGAUCCCAGAGUUUGAGCCCAGUGAGCAGGAAGACUCCAGCUCCGCAGAAGGGGGCCUGGGCCCCAGCCCCGCAGGGGACCGGCCAGGCCCCUACAAGAAUCAACCACCAGGCUGCGGCUUGGCUCCAGGCCUCCCCAGGGACACAGGUCACCAGCAGCGGCAGGCAACCAGCAGCAGCAACCAUGGAGGCGCUGGGGCUACGGAGACCCGGAGUCGCCACAGCUCGUACCCCGCAGAUACCGAUUUGGAUGAAGAGAUGGAAGAGGAGCCCAGCCCCUUCCGCGGCCGCUCGCGCUCGGCGCCCCCCAAUCUCUGGGCUGCACAGCGCUACGGCCGCGAGCUCCGGAGGAUGAGCGACGAAUUCGAGGGCUCCUUUAAGGGACUUCCUCGCCCGAGGAGCGCGGGCACAGCGUCGCAGAUGCGGCAAAGCUCCAGCUGGACGCGCUUCAUCCAGUCCUGGUGGGAUCGGAACUUGGGGAGGCGAGGCUCCGCCCCCUCCCAGUGACCGUCCCCACAUCCCAAACUCCACCGGUUCCUGUCGCCGUUGGCGACCAUCUUGGGUGUGGGCGGAAAUCUCCGCAGGCCUGUGCAGAGGGGACCCUUCUGUCCCUUGGCUGGGAGGCGCGUGGGAGCGCAGAGGGUAGGUCCACGCAAGUUUUGAAGGUUUUCCGCCCACGGCUGGCCGCCCCGCCCUCGGGCGCUGGGUAGUCCCGCCCAAGCUGCGAGCCGGGAUUUAACCCUUACUUCGCCAGGGCCCUCUCCUCCGCCGGGAAGCUGUGGGCCCAGCGACCUACAUGCUAAUAAAAGUCACACCUGUGCCGCC
Marmota monax (woodchuck) is the source of this 1199-nucleotide messenger RNA. It is a transcript of the gene Bad, whose product is annotated as BCL2 associated agonist of cell death. Gene Ontology annotation, biological process: apoptotic process. The record is from RefSeq and is a predicted model, not a curated record. The transcript has 4 exons. Lineage: Eukaryota; Metazoa; Chordata; Mammalia; Rodentia; Sciuridae. The coding region runs from base 369 to 881 and encodes 170 amino acids.